Messenger RNA from Trichomonas vaginalis G3, 280 nucleotides. RefSeq lists its product as uncharacterized. NCBI's taxonomy places the organism in Eukaryota, Parabasalia, Trichomonadida, Trichomonadidae. The transcript has a single exon. The annotation marks the transcript as partial. The record is from RefSeq and is a predicted model, not a curated record.
AUGUCUAGCGAUUUCGCUAUCUAUAUUCGAGACAAACUUUUUGACAGCAAAACAUCUGUCGACCAUAAAAUCUUACAUAGUGUAAACAAGAAAGGUGAAUUUGUUCUAAAGUUCUGUUUCUGGGAAUAUGACAAGAACCAUAAAACAUUAAGCAGAGCAGUCUUAAAAUUUGUCAAUGACAGACUUGUUGACAGAGAUGACGCCGAUUGGAAAGAUGAAGUCCAACAAAACUUCUUAGAAUGCAAAGAAGACACAUGCGCUGUUCUUGAAGAUGAAAUAG